Messenger RNA from Microthlaspi erraticum, 1188 nucleotides. Lineage: Eukaryota; Viridiplantae; Streptophyta; Magnoliopsida; Brassicales; Brassicaceae. The record is from the annotation of a GenBank genome assembly.
AUGUUCCAGCAGCACGAGUCUUACCGGAAGGCGACUUGCCUUUUCCUUGCCACUCUCGAGCACGAGCCCUGCGUCGCCGGCAGACCACAUCCGACGGCAGUGACGGGUACAUCAGGCCACUGGACGGAGACACCAUCUCUCAUACGGAGAGAUCGACCGAACUCUUUCUCUGCCGCCAGGCAACCGUCUAGGCCUCGACGUCGACCGCGACGAGAUGUCCGCACUUUGGGGGACGAUCGCGUUUGGGGAGUACUUCUCCUCAAUGCGAAGUCCGCUCAGAUCAGGAGCCCGCCGGUCCGCUACUUCCACAAGGCGAUCGCCAACACGCUCUUUUCCCGACAGGCCACCGGGAACGUCACAGAGACAGAGAUGGCCAUGAUCGACGUGGCACUCACAGGCAUCCCGUUGAGACUGAUCAACGGGACCCAGCUCCGAGGCAGCAGAAGACGUCAGACGCCAGCCGCUCCUGUACCAGUUCACUCACGUUGCUCCCCAGCCCCAGCUGGACGACGAUCAGAGGAGGGUCCAACAUCGAGUUCAACCCACCUCAGUCCGCUCUCUACACCGGAGAUCGACCGACCGCUAGGACUACGCCACACCUCAGGCGACCACACACCGCGGCGAUCCGUCUCACGAGCUGACACCACGCAGACGGACGAGCUCGAGCACUUGCACUUCGCCGGCUACGCCACCACUGCCAGACAGACCGCCGGACUGAAGGCGGCUCACCAGCACAUCAGCAUUCUUCAGCGGUGGAACAAGGCGCAGGACAAGAUCACCAGCAAGCUCAAGAGCAAGGAGGUGUCCACAGGACCGCAGUCGGUCCACGCCAGGCGAUCCCCUCUGAGGACGACGACGAGCCACCACGACACCACCGGCGGACGACCACUACCUCCUGAGCCACCACGACACUCUUCCUUCGAGCCGCGACAGCAGCGGAAGAGGCGCUUUGGAGAGCCGCAGGCAGCGAGACCAUCAGGCGCAGGAGCUGACGCAGACUUGCCAUUCAGGCGAUGCAGCUCCACUUCGAGGCCGACAGCGCCGACAGACCACACACCGCCGACGAGAGCUCCGCCGGACCAGUACGUGCCUUACACCACCGAGCGAGCUGCGCCUACCACCGUCCCUACUUACACGCAGGAGAGCAUGCAGGAGGAUCUCGACGACUUCAUCUACGGACGCCGCUGA